GGUUCAUUUCAUUUCUCAUUACUCCCAACUUCAUACUCAAAGCACUGAGAAUUUCAAGUGGAGUAUAUUGAAGUAGACUCAGUUUCUUUGCGUCAUUUCUGUAUUCAAUUUUUUAAAUUCUUUCAUAACCCUAUUGAGUGUUUUUUAACCAAAUUAACAUGGCUCGAAUGAACCGCCCAGCUCCUGUGGAAGUCACAUACAAGAACAUGAGAUUUCUUAUUACACACAAUCCAACCAAUGCGACCUUAAACAAAUUUAUAGAGGAACUUAAGAAGUAUGGAGUUACAACAAUAGUAAGAGUAUGUGAAGCAACUUAUGACACUACUCUUGUGGAGAAAGAAGGCAUCCAUGUUCUCGAUUGGCCUUUUGAUGAUGGUGCACCACCAUCCAACCAGAUUGUUGAUGACUGGUUAAGUCUUGUAAAAAUUAAGUUUCGUGAAGAACCUGGUUGUUGUAUUGCUGUUCAUUGUGUUGCAGGCCUUGGGAGAGCCCCAGUGCUUGUUGCCCUAGCAUUAAUUGAAGGUGGAAUGAAAUAUGAAGAUGCAGUACAGUUCAUAAGACAAAAGCGGCGUGGAGCUUUUAACAGCAAGCAACUUCUGUAUUUGGAGAAGUAUCGUCCUAAAAUGCGGCUGCGCUUCAAAGACUCCAAUGGUCAUAGAAACAACUGUUGCAUUCAAUAAAACUGGGGUGCCUGAUGUAAUUGCCUUGGAAGUGGAACUUGAAACAGGACCUAAUUUGUCAUACAUACUAGCCAACGUGUUGGCUUGGUGAUUAAGUCUAAUGAAGCUUCCAUAGGAGUAUUGGAAAGCUGUUUUAUCAGGCCACAAGUUUGACAGAAUUGCAACCUCUAUGUUUGGGUUACGAUCAACCUAUUUGGACACUUAGCAAAACAUUUUUGCUUUACAGCAUUUAAAAUGUGCUUAUCACUUGUACCAGUUGACCUUUCCUGAAAUCAUGGAGUAUUGAGUUAUGUCUUUAAAUCUAUUCCCAUGCCAGAAUCUUAUCAAUAUAUAAGAAAUUUAGAAAGAUUAGGUGCCAAAAUACCCAGCACAAUACUUGUAUAUUUUUAGUAUCAUACUGAACUAAAAUCCCAGGAACUAUGAACACUCUGGACCUUAUGUGGUUUAUUCCUUCAGUCAUUUCAAACAUAGAAAUUAGGGCCUAUAUGGUUAUUUGCCUGCUCACUUUAUGUUUACAUCUCCCACAUUCAUACCAGUAUACAUCAGGUUUGCUCAACUUUUUUUUUUUUUAAACCAAGUCUUACAAUGAUUAUUUCAUGUCUUUCUACAAAUUUCAUUUUGUGCUGUUAUAGAAAACCUCCAUUUUGAAAAUCUACGUUGUACAGAAGCACAUGUCUUUAAUGUCUCCAGACAAAAAAGCCUUACAGUUAAUUUUAAUGUUUGCACUUUGGGGUGCAACUUACAGGGAGGGCCUGAAAAAAGAACGGGAGGGGGCUAUUAAGUAUUUUUAGUAAAAUGUUGCCUUUGUCUUGUGCAGAACAUGUAGAAUAUGCUCUUUAAUUUAGUAAAUAUUUUUUUAAAAGGUAGAGAUGCUUUGUUAUCGUAGCUAAAACAAUUCUUAAUCAUAAAAUUUCUGAAAUUCUUGUAAUUUUUUUUCUUACUCAUCUGAAGUUGUUUACCAACUUAUUUUUGUUUGAAGUGUGAUUUUUUUUCUUCUCUUCCCAACCUCUCUUGCAAAAAAAAAAAAAAAGUGGGUUUCUGCUAAUGAAUUGAGCAGACAUCUAAUAUUUUAUAUGCCUUUUGAGCUGUGUAACUUAAUAUUUGGAUACUUGAUAAUUUGUUUUAUUAUGUAAUUGAUAAAAUGGUGAUGUGUAUUAAUGUUAGUUCAACCAUAUAUUUAUACUGUCUGGGAAUGUGUGGUUAUAGUUCUGUGGGAGAAAUAAUUUGUCAGUGUUCACCAGCUUGUAAAAAUCUAGUGCGAGAGCUUAAACAUCUAAAUAAAUAAUGAAAUGCAUUUAUCAUCAUUGAAA
This is a messenger RNA of Mirounga angustirostris (Northern elephant seal), 1990 nucleotides long. RefSeq names its product protein tyrosine phosphatase 4A1 (gene PTP4A1). Gene Ontology annotation, cellular component: cytoplasm; nucleus. Gene Ontology annotation, biological process: protein dephosphorylation; positive regulation of cell migration. The transcript is spliced from 5 exons. The record is from RefSeq and is a predicted model, not a curated record. The coding region runs from base 159 to 680 and encodes 173 amino acids. Lineage: Eukaryota; Metazoa; Chordata; Mammalia; Carnivora; Phocidae. Gene Ontology annotation, molecular function: protein tyrosine phosphatase activity; protein tyrosine/serine/threonine phosphatase activity.